AUGUCUUUUCACCCAGGUUUCUCCAUCGUUCAUCAGUACAUUCAACGUUUUAAUGAGGUGUCUGGCAACAAGUCAGCGAUCAUCCGAAGAAGAUCUAAGAUUCCUGGAAUAAUAAUCACACAGUACGUAGUUAACAUGCCAGAGGGAAAAAGCACCCCAGAUUUCCAGUGUAAACCAGUCCCAGUAACUGUAAUGGAAGGGAAAUUAGCAGUUUUCAAGGCCGUGGUGAAAGGGGAUCCAAAACCAGAGGUGUCAUGGAGAAGAGCUAAAGGCACAAUGUCAGACAAGGAGAAAUUUCAGAGUAAAUAUGACAAAUUGACUGGAGAGUAUAUAUUAGAGAUUCACAAAGUGUCUGCUGUGGAAACGGACACAUACAAAUGCUGUGCUGUGAACGAGUAUGGCAAAGCUGUCUGCACAACGACAUUAACUGUGAUUGAGGGUAAGUUGUUGAACAAACUGCUCACAGAUUGUGAAUAA
Molecule: messenger RNA, 477 nt
Organism: Scatophagus argus
Lineage: Eukaryota; Metazoa; Chordata; Actinopteri; Scatophagidae
Product: immunoglobulin-like and fibronectin type III domain-containing protein 1
Exons: 4
Coding region: 1-477 (158 amino acids)
Source: RefSeq, a predicted model, not a curated record